Molecule: messenger RNA, 2274 nt
Organism: Capra hircus (goat)
Lineage: Eukaryota; Metazoa; Chordata; Mammalia; Artiodactyla; Bovidae
Gene: TFDP1
Product: transcription factor Dp-1
Exons: 12
Coding region: 111-1343 (410 amino acids)
Biological process (GO): regulation of transcription by RNA polymerase II; regulation of cell cycle
Cellular component (GO): transcription regulator complex; nucleus
Molecular function (GO): DNA-binding transcription factor activity, RNA polymerase II-specific; RNA polymerase II transcription regulatory region sequence-specific DNA binding
Source: RefSeq, a predicted model, not a curated record
GCCCACGUCACCGCGCCGCGCACGUCACGCCGCCCGACGCUCGCAGGGAAAACCAUUUUUCUUUUCUGGAGGGUGACCGUUACUAGCAUCGAUUUCACGGAACUGGUAACAUGGCAAAAGAUGCCGGUCUAAUUGAAGCCAACGGGGAACUCAAGGUCUUCAUCGACCAGAACCUCAGUCCUGGGAAAGGUGUGGUGUCCUUGGUUGCCGUCCACCCCUCCACAGUGAACUCUCUCGGGAAGCAGCUCCUGCCAAAGACCUUUGGACAGUCCAACGUCAACAUCUCGCAGCAAGUGGUGAUUGGUACACCUCAGAGGCCUGCAGCGCCAAACACUAUCGUGGUAGGCAGCCCACACACCCCGAACACUCACUUCGUCUCCCAGAACCAGCCUUCAGAGCCCUCUCCUUGGUCUGCCGGGAAGCGCAACCGGAAAGGAGAGAAGAACGGGAAGGGGCUGCGGCACUUCUCCAUGAAGGUGUGCGAGAAGGUGCAGCGCAAGGGGACGACGUCCUACAACGAGGUGGCCGACGAGCUGGUGGCCGAGUUCAGCGCGGCCGACAGCCACAUCCUGCCCAGCGAGUCGGCCUACGAUCAGAAGAACAUCCGGAGGCGCGUGUACGACGCGCUGAACGUGCUCAUGGCCAUGAACAUCAUCUCCAAGGAGAAGAAGGAGAUCAAGUGGAUCGGCCUGCCCACCAACUCCGCCCAGGAGUGCCAGAGUCUAGAGGUGGAGAGACAGAGGAGGCUGGAAAGGAUAAAGCAGAAGCAGUCGCAGCUUCAGGAGCUCAUCCUGCAGCAAAUCGCCUUCAAGAACCUGGUGCAGAGGAACCGCCAGGUGGAGCAGCAGGCCAGCCGGCCGCCCCCGCCCAACUCGGUCAUCCACCUGCCGUUCAUCAUCGUGAACACCAGCAAGAAGACGGUCAUUGACUGCAGUAUCUCCAACGACAAGUUUGAGUACCUGUUCAAUUUCGACAACACGUUUGAGAUUCAUGAUGACAUCGAGGUGCUGAAGCGCAUGGGCAUGGCCUGCGGGCUGGAGUCCGGCAGCUGCUCCCCCGAGGACCUGAGGGUGGCCAGGAGCUUGGUGCCGAAGGCGCUGGAGCCUUAUGUGACAGAAAUGGCUCAGGGUUCGUUCGGCGGUGUGUUUGUCACGUCGGCAGUGUCGACGUCUAACGGCACGCGGCUGUCUGCCAGCGACCUGGCCAACGGCGCGGACGGGGCGCUGGCCACGAGCUCCAGUGGGUCGCAGUACAGCGGGUCCCGGGUGGAGACGCCGGUGUCAUGCGUCGGCGAGGACGACGAGGAUGACGAGGACUUCAACGAGAACGAGGAGGAAGACUGAGCCGCCGCCCGCGGCCAGGAGCGCUCGGGGAAAGGCCUGCGUUCCGUGCCCUCCUCCCAGAAGAGCUCGCCGACCCCCGGGCUCAGGGCGCUUCUGACGAGCCGCCCACCGUGCUCCGGGGGUCCCGACGAGCCGCCUGAGUUUGACACCGACGCACGACCUCUACUCUUGCGGAUUUUGUGUUUUCGUGUGCUGUCUUUAAGUUCAGAGUCCAUCUCGCCCCCUCAGAGCUUGCCGAGUUUGCCGGAGAAGCUGUGCUGCCUUCCCGCCGCCCGUGGGCCCAGCGCAGCGCCUGGGGGCACCGUGGGCCCGGCCGCGCCCGGCUCUGCGUCUCGCCGUGUCACUAUGGCUUCGUCCCCUUAAAUUAUACUGACUGCGCGGCCCCAUCGGCUCACACUGUGGGUUUGCCCUGGGUUGCAGCAGAUGGACUGCAAGGCCCCUGUCUGUUUUCUGUUUGUUUUGUUUGGUGAAUGUUUUCUGCCACGCUGGCGCAGCUGUGGAAGCUGAGGCUUGGAGGGUUUGUUGCUUAUGGUGAGAUUCGCCUGAUUUCUUACAGGCAGCGUUUGGAGACUUUUUAUUAUAUAGUUGUUUACAUACUUAUAAGUCUAUCACUUAAGACAUGUACUGAAACAAAUGUUGUAUUUGUUUCGUAAGCAUCUUCCUGUAAUCUAUUAUAAAGUUGAAAUUAAAUAUAGAGAAUGUUUUAACAGUUUUUUAACUCAAAAUUUGUCAAUCAUUUUUAAUAGUUCUUUUUUUAUAAAAAGAAAAAAGGAAUUUCAGGACAGGCAGUAGUCUCUUUUAAAAUGUAUUCACCAAGAACCAUUAACGGCACAGUUGCUGUUAGCUGCCUGUUCUAAAAUAAUAGUCUUUUUAUUGGAACACAAAUAAACUUUUCUGUAAUAUUUUGUGGAAUAAAGAGACUUUAAUUGUU